Molecule: messenger RNA, 2286 nt
Organism: Ylistrum balloti
Lineage: Eukaryota; Metazoa; Mollusca; Bivalvia; Pectinida; Pectinidae
Product: baculoviral IAP repeat-containing protein 3-like
Exons: 6
Coding region: 1-2286 (761 amino acids)
Cellular component (GO): cytoplasm; nucleus
Source: RefSeq, a predicted model, not a curated record
AUGGUUUGUGUGUUAAUUGAGAAAACAGUAAAAUCAAUGAGUGAGGAUCAAUCACACAACGAUUCGUGCUGCUGGUAUCUAUUCAAGAUACGUAUAUUGAAACGCCUGAAACUACAAAUUAUGAUCAACAUAUCUAAGCUUUCACAUAGGUUCUGUGCUGUAAGAAACAAGUGUGAUAAGACCACGGAUAGAAAAUCAAAAUCAAAACAGACAGACGAAGGAGAAAUGAAAAUAUUCACAUUUCGAAGGAUAACGGAAAAAUUUGCGAAAAGAAGAGGGUUUCAUCAUUACAUUUGUUUGAUUAAAGAAUCAGAAAUUGUGAAUAGAUAUGUUAUUCAAUGGCAAAAACAAGACAUUGAUUUAGUGAGUGUAAAUCCAUUGCUGGUAAAAGACGCUACCGUAGUGGUAAGUGCCAAUCCCCUGCAAGUACAGGACACGAAAAACGAACCGUUAAAUGCUAUUGGAGACAGCAGAGAAACACAAUUGCGUACAACAAUAAUUCUUCCAUAUGCUAGUACAGAUACUCCAGAUAGACACACGAUUGGAGAAAAAGGAAUAAUUCUACAUUUUGGAAAGAUAUCCCGAUUAAAACAACAUAUAUUUCCCCAAACUGUCACAAAACCAUGUCAGAAAGAAAAAAUCCUUUCAGAUCCAGAGAAGAAAAGACUGUAUUCUCACUACACUAAAGCGUACCAAAGUGUCCAGGUUUAUCCUGUUCUACAGUAUUCACUUCAACAGGCGUUCGACUCAUGUGCUGAAGGAAGAAAUGUUAUCACCAAUCCGGAAGUUUUUUUCUCAAACUACCUUACUAGAUUGUCAUCAUAUAAGAAUUUCUCAAGUAAACAAGCUCCAAGUGCAGUUAAACUUAGCAAGGCUGGAUUUUAUUCUACAGGGAAUAAAUACGAAACUGCAUGUUUUCAUUGUGGUUGUAGAUACUCUGGUUGGAAUGCACGUGAUGAUCCAAUCCAUAUCCAUGAAGAAAUUUCACCUGAAUGUGAAUUCAUACAGGAGAUAGUUACAAACGAAGGUAAUGACAGAAUAACUGGCUUUCCUCUUGCCAAUGGAACUCCGUGUUCAGAAAAUACCGAUACACACACUCAUCAGCAUCCGAAAGAAAGUUCUUUUAUUGUAUAUGGAGAUGAAAAUGACGAAGACAGUAGACUGAGUGACAAAAGAACUGACAUUUCCAUGGCAAACUCAGCAUGCGAUUUUAAGCAGGAGAAAAGCUAUUUUAAUGACUGCAAUGGUUUUAAAUGUAAUAUGCUUGCAGAAACGAAACCAAUAACUACUUCGCUUUCUUCUAAAUUUCAAAGUCUCUCUUUUGACAAUACACCUUCCUUUGCUUCUUUACCUGUUCAUCAAAACGAAAUCACUUCUUCCGAGUCUGAAUCGGCAAUGGCUGCCUUAAAUGGCAAUUCAGACUGCCAGAUGAAUGCGACAGAAUUUGCUUCCAGUCAUAUAGUACCAAAGGAUAGAAGAGGAAAACAAAAAUAUCAGGAUCUACUCCAUCCACUGUUUCCACAAUUUAUGUCGAUACUCGUGAGGAUCUCGUCCUUUGCCAAAUGGCCAACGCAUGUUUCCCAGUCAGGCAAACAAAUGGCUGAUGCAGGAUUCUUUUAUAAAGGGUACGGCGAUGCAGUCGUCUGCUUCUGGUGCGGAGUUUGCAUUUUCAGCUGGGAGGAUGGAGAUGAUCCAUGGAUUGAGCAUGUCAAAUGGCAGCCAAUAUGUCCAUUUACGAUCCAGAACAAAGGACAAGAUUUCAUCGACCUUAUACUUGAAGGACAGGAUGGAUCCCUCAGAGAAGACAGACGUGUCGAGGAUUUUAAUGUCGCCGAACAAACGCUUUCCAGACAAGAUGAUCUCGAAUCACAUAAGUCAACAAAACUGAAAGAGAUGGGGUUCAAACAAGAAAAAAUCCAAGAAGCUGUUAUUAAGGUGUCCAGAGGAGCAGGUAAUUACUCAUGGGAAGACAUUUUGGAGCAGCUGCUAAACGAAGAAACAACUGAACCUGAAUCAUUACCAACAAUGUUCCCAAAACGAGAUAAAAUUCCAACUGAUUCAGCUACUGGGCAUGACCGCAUUGCAUCUGUCGAUCUCUCAGAUGAAAGUAAUCAUUUAAGAAGACUUGAACGAUUGAUGUGCAAGAUUUGUUUGACAGAAGAGGUGAGAGUUACUUUCCUUCCAUGUGGUCAUCUCAUAUGUUGUAUGGAAUGUUCAAAAAUGGUAUCCAGGUGUCCGAUAUGCCGUGAACGGAUCGAAACUAGAAUCAAAUGUUAUAUUUCAUGA